Octopus sinensis (East Asian common octopus) is the source of this 843-nucleotide messenger RNA. RefSeq lists its product as uncharacterized. The transcript has 5 exons. Bases 211 to 843 code for a protein of 210 amino acids. Lineage: Eukaryota; Metazoa; Mollusca; Cephalopoda; Octopoda; Octopodidae. The record is from RefSeq and is a predicted model, not a curated record.
AUGCAAAAAGAAAUCAACUGUGAAAUAUCCUGAAUUUAUUCUUAAAUUAUCAGAACGAAGAGAAUAGGAAUAAAUAAAAGAAAGCUUGUUUAUCGAGACUAGGAAAAGGGAACGUUAAAAGGCAGAAGCUUAUUGUUUGCAGUGAGACACGUCUUGUUGGUCGAUUUUGCAACUAAAAUUAAAGUUUACUUAACGAACUCUGUAAAAGUCAUGAAUCUUAAAGGAAUGGAGACAACAAUUCAGUACCAUUCGAUUCCUCUUCUGCUACCAGCUUUGACACUUUUGCUUUUCGUGACUCUUGUAACUGCCGGAGAACCAACGAAUAGAGAAGGUCACUUCAAAAAAACCACAACAUCAAAAUGCUUAAUUGAUGAGAAUAAAACUACAAAAACCGCGUCAUCUCGUUUAGAAUGUGCGAGUCUGUGUCUUUCACGCGAUGAGUGUCAAUAUUUUAGCUAUUGUAAUGGCCCGUGUUAUAUGCAUCGAUCGCUUUACAACGAAGAAAUUAAAGAUCAGGAUUGCACAUGUUUAUCGUAUGUUUUACUCUCCGGAAACAGUAAAAGCUGGCAGAAAGUAUUUGAGAUGACCAAAACCUCAUUUAAGAAAAGCCCUAUUUAUUUGUACUGGGACAAUUUGCCUAUUGAAAAGGUGGAAUUUCGGUUGAAAAAACCAUCAGAUGAUGACGUAUUCAUUUUCCGUGGAACAGGGACGAAUUCUACAUCAUGGUUCCAGAAAGAUAAAAUAAUUGUACAGCAAUGGCAUACAGUAAUGGUGACAUUCAAUGCGAAGUUUGACAAAAAGAUCGAUGAGGGUACAAUUGAUUUUGUGUGGGAUUACAUUUAA